Messenger RNA from Symbiodinium sp. CCMP2592, 432 nucleotides. The record is from the annotation of a GenBank genome assembly. Lineage: Eukaryota; Dinophyceae; Suessiales; Symbiodiniaceae.
AUGGGUCCUGAAAUCGGCGCUGCAGAGCAGCUGACCGACGAGAUCACAUCCGUGUUGGCGCAGAUCCAGGCUUCAGCAGAGAGUGCAGACACGAGAGUCCGCUACUUCGGCCGGCUCAUUGAAGCUCAGCGCGCGGCGCUGGAAGCUCACGGCCUCCCCUCUUUCGCGGUCUUUGAGGAACUGUGUCGCAAAGCUCCAGAGGAAGAGGCAGCAGCCCUCAGUCGGUUGGCCCUGGCGCAAGACGCCUGGCGCCGGACCUUGGAGAAUUUGGAGGCAGAGGCCAACCGAAAGGCGCAAGUGCAGCUGCGACGCAACGACACUCCGCCGGAGUUCUCUCUGCCAAGUACCCGAGGGGACCGCGUCUCUCUGCAAGACAUUCUGGCCAAGAAGCCCAGGGGGGUUCUCCUCGUUUGGUUGCGCCACUUCGGCUGA